This is a messenger RNA of Notechis scutatus (mainland tiger snake), 1692 nucleotides long. The record is from RefSeq and is a predicted model, not a curated record. NCBI's taxonomy places the organism in Eukaryota, Metazoa, Chordata, Lepidosauria, Squamata, Elapidae.
AUGGCCGAGGAGGUGGCGGCGGAGACCCCCGCGGGCUGCCCGUCGCAGGGCGCCCCCCGCCCGCCCUCCUGCCGCCGCCGCCGCCUGCGCGCCGUGGAGCCGGUGCUGCUGCUGGCCACGCUGGCCCUGGCCCUGCAGGCGCCGCUCAGCACGCAGCUGCUCUGGGACCGGCUGGCCGGAGGGAACGGCUCCCGCCCCGCAGCAGAGCCCGCCGGCGGCGGCGGCGGCUGCCCCAACCACACCGGCACCGGCGCCGGCUCCCAGGAGCUGGAGACUCUGGUGGCCCACUGGAACCUCUACCUCAACCUGGCCGGCUUCUUUGUGGGGCUCUUCUCGGUGACCCUCUUUGGCCCUUGGAGUGACAGCGUGGGGCGCCGGCCGGUGCUGAUCCUGCCCACGCUGGGCAUGGCCCUGCAGGCCGCCAUCUACCUGGUGGUCAUGUACGCUGAGCUGCCCGUGGGGUACCUCUUGGUGGGCCGGGUGCUGAGCGGCCUCUCCGGCGACUACAACCUGGUCCUCGCCGGCUGCUUUGCCUACGUGGCCGACGUCAGUGACCGGAAGGGACGCACGUUCCGCGUGGCUGUCCUGGAGGCCUGCCUGGGCCUGGCGGGCAUGGUGGCCAGCGUGCUGGGCGGGCAGUGGCGCAGGGCGCAGGGCUACGUGGCACCCUUCUGGCUGGUCUUCGCGGCCAGCCUCGCCGCAGCCCUCUAUGCGGCCUUUGCCUUGCAGGAGUCGGUGGCGCCCAGGCAGCCGCGGCGGCGGCUUCUCACGCUGCACCAUUACGGGGCUGUGUACCGGCUGUACGCUGGCCCUGCCCGGGGCCUGGCGUGGCGCCAGCGGCUCCUCUACUCGCUGGCCUUCUUCGUGGUGGUGACGGUGCACUUUGGGGCCCGGGAGAUCCUGGUGCUGUACGAACUGGGCCCCCCGCUCUGCUGGCGGUCAGAGCUGAUUGGCUACGGCUCGGCCGCCCACUACCUGACCUACCUGAGCAGCCUGGUGGGGCUGCGGCUGCUGCAGAGGUGCCUGCCGGACGCCUGGGUGGCCGAGCUGGGCCUUCUCUCCAACGCCCUGGGCCUGGGGACCAUAGCGCUGGCCGGGACCACGGCCCUGAUGUUCACAGUUUUUGGUCCCCCUUUCCUCUCCAUGACGGUGACGCCUGUGAUCCGCUCCAAGCUGUCCAGGCUGGUUGGCGAGACAGAGCAAGGGGCCCUCUUUGCCGCCGUGGCCUGCGUGGAGGGGCUGUGCUCCCUGGUGGCCACGGGGGUCUUCAGCUCCCUCUUCCCAGCCUGCCUCUCCUUCAUGAAGGGCUUCCCCUUCCUCUUCGGAGCCCUCCUCCUCCUCGUGCCAGCUGCCAUCAUCGGGGGGAUAGAGAUCCAGGACGGCAGCCCCGGAUACCAGCGCUUCGGUGAGGCUCCUGAGCCAGGGCAGGAAGCCCAGCCGGCCCCCCAACACGACUGAAGCCGUUGAGCCUCCUGGGCACCCAGGAUCCGCCUUCUCCGGGCGGGGACCGAUCGAUCGCGACCGCCUGGAACCACGACGGAUCAGGGGUUCAGGCCGUGGGACUGUGUGAACGCCCAGGGGGGCUUUCCUGGGUCUAAACCGGGGGGUCCUCAGCUUUGGGCCCUUGAAGGCUUGUGGAGUCCAACUCCCAGAAUUCCCCAGCCAACGGUGUCACCCUGGGAGUUGAAGUCC